Molecule: messenger RNA, 564 nt
Organism: Pistacia vera
Lineage: Eukaryota; Viridiplantae; Streptophyta; Magnoliopsida; Sapindales; Anacardiaceae
Product: COP9 signalosome complex subunit 8
Exons: 3
Coding region: 184-564 (126 amino acids)
Biological process (GO): COP9 signalosome assembly; protein deneddylation
Cellular component (GO): COP9 signalosome
Source: RefSeq, a predicted model, not a curated record
GGAUGCCUAAAAAUUGAGUACAAAAAGUAUUUCAUUGAGUGUAAAAACCGGGUUCCAAUUACAUUGUGUAUUUAUAUAAAUUUUAAAAUUAUAAAGGAAAAGUAAUUUAUAGGAGUUUUAUUUUAAUUUAGUUACAUAUUAUAUUUCGUGUUGAUCGUUGAAGAAAAAUUGCAGAAAACAGCCAUGGAAUUCCCUGCUCUAACUCAAGCUUUAGCUUCGAAAUCUUAUGAAAAAAUUGCCGACAUCUGUGACGAACUCAUGCUUCAGGUUGCCGCCGAGGGCACUAAUUUUCAAGACGACUGGUGUUACGCCAUCCAUCUUCUAGGUCACAUUUAUGUUAAUGAUAUUAACAGUGCGCGGUUCCUUUGGAAAUCAAUACCUGCUGGAAUCAAAGAGAGCCAGCCGGAAGUUGUUGGGGCGUGGUGUAUUGGGCAGAAGCUCUGGACGCGAGACUAUGCUGGUGUUUAUGAGGCUAUUCGUAGCUUUCAGUGGAGUCAAGAAGCGCAAGAUCUUGUUAAUUCAUUCUCAGGUAAGUUUUUUGUUUUAAUAAAAAUAUUUUCUUAA